Symbiodinium sp. CCMP2592 is the source of this 4187-nucleotide messenger RNA. The record is from the annotation of a GenBank genome assembly. NCBI's taxonomy places the organism in Eukaryota, Dinophyceae, Suessiales, Symbiodiniaceae.
AUGACGCGCUGUCUCGUGCCCCGAAAGCUGGACCCGGCAAAGUCCGGGCUGUGCAGUCUCUCAUGGGCGAUCUUGCUCCCACUUGUUACCUUAUGCUCGGCCUCCAUCUUCUCGGGAUGGCCACCCGUCACUCCAUCCCCGAUGCAAGGCCGGAUGCUCCGCCGCGAGGAAGCUGAGGCAGCCGUCGACGUCCUCGGCCUCCAGGCGUUCGAGAGGACGUGGGAUCGCGUGAAGCCCUGCCUGGAAGCGCAGGCGCAUUCAGCUGCAGUGCCUUCAUUUCUGCAGAGGCUCUACAGGCAAAGCCUGCGAUGGAUAUCGCAUCCUCAGCACUGGCCGUGGUUGUGGCUGAUCCUUGCUGUGUCUGUGGUCACGCUGGCACCGGUCGGUAUUCUGCGUUGUAGGGAUGCUUGUUUGGGAAAAUCAGAGGAGAGCAGCUUGCAAUGGGAGGAGGCGAUUUUGGGGUUGUCGGAGGCAGAAGCUUGUGCAUUUCGACUGGUCGAGCUGAUCUCCGGCAUCUAUGUCGCAAGAACUUACUUUGCCGGGGGAAUUUGGUGGUUCGGCGGUCUGCUGGCAUUCGUGAAGCUGUUCUCAUUAUUCAGCCUUAUCGUGGCAUUGCCUCCCAAGAGGCUCUGCAUGGCCUUCGUGCUACAGCUGGGUUUUGCGGCUCAUGCAACCAAUUCUGCCUUCUUCUUUCUCCAGGAGGGUGAAGGAAAGGUGGAGCUACCCCGAACAGCUUUGUGGCUCUGGCGCCUUACAGACAUGGGAUCGCGGGUGAUCUUCUGGAUUGUGGCAUGUAUGGUUCUGGAUCCUGAUGCACGUCCUUGCAUACCCUUCAUCUUCUUGUGUGAGCUGGCAGCGUGUGUUCUGUAUUGGCGGAGGUGUCUGCAACCGUCGCUCCAGGAGUUGAAGGAUGAAGGUUGGCCCAGACCGGCGAGAUCACACCCAGGCACCCCGAAUAGCGAUGCGCGAUAUCAGAUGGAGCCGCACCAGCGCAACACAGAACGCUCUAUAGGAUUCAGCCUGCUUUGCCUCUGCGGCAUGCCCUGGCCCUGCUUCCCCGCAGAUCUCUGUGCGCAGCUACGCCUCCAAUUGUGUGCGACGCUCUGGCGCAGCAAUCUCGUUAUUUUUUUUGUCAUCGUGAUGGUGCACAGGUAUGCAACCGUGACCCACGGUGCCUGUUCCCUUGCUGCAGAGCCCGUCUUGGAAAUCUUAAUGAGCGUCGGUCUCACAAUGCACCUACUGGCCAUGCUUGGGGUUUUGAUCUACCAAGCCUUGUUGCGAACUCGAUGCCUGUGCCUGUUCCCAACACGUGCGGUGUUCGGGGACAGCCGAUUGCAUUUGGCUGUGGGCCUCGGUGCCGAGCAUUUGGUGCAGGAGUUCUGGACAGCCGACGAGGAGGACUCGCUGCUCCGUGAGGCUGUUUUUGCUGGGCAUGGUGGUGUGAUAGAAGUACUUCAUGCGCAGGGACAAGACGUGUGCACAGCUGAGACCCGUUUGGGAGUUGCUUCUCAUCUUGCAGCGCGAGCCGGAAAGGUGGAUGUGCUGAGGGCGCUUCAGAAGCUUGGCGCAGACAUGAGAUCAACCGACGAGGAUGGCAGCAAUGCGGCUUUACUGGCUUCACGGGGAGGUCAUGGCGCCGCUUUGCAGCUGUUGCUGCAGGCACGGUGUGAUCCAGAGGCGCGCAAUCCCCUGGGCGACAGUGCAGUCAUCGUUGCUACAAGAAAUGGCAGAGCAGCUUUGUUGCCGAUGUUGCUCGAGACCAGGUGUGACCCUCAGACUGUCGGCAGGGACGGUGAGCCGUUGAUCUUGACGGCCGCAGCGCUGCAGACGACCGAUUCGCUGCAGGCUCUCUUGGAAGCGAGAUGCGACCCAACGGUCGCCAGCAAGGAUGGUGACACUCCAGUCUUGAGGGCGGCAUCGAGGGGAAGUAUUGGUGUGUUGAAGCUCCUUUUGGAGGUCAGAAGCGAUCCGAGCAUUGCCAACAAAAGGGGCAACACCCCAGUCAUCAUCACAGCUGCGAUGGAUGCACGCACAGAUGAGUUGAAGUUGCUCUUGGCGGCAAGAUGUGACCCGACCCUCACAAACAAGAAAGGUGGCAGCGCAGUCGGCAGUGCUGUGACAAACGGCAACAUUGGUGGCUUGGCGCUGCUAUUGGCAGCAAGAUGCGACCCAAGCAUAGCAGACAAGUCUGGGAACACCCCAAUCAUAGCAGCCGCAGAAAAGGGCAGCAUUGAUACCUUGAAGCUGCUGCUGGAAGCGAAAGGUGAUCCGAGCAUGGUAAACAACGACGGCAGCAGUGCUAUCAUCAAAGCCACAGGGCACGAACAAGCCGGGCUCGGUGCUGUUGCUGCAUUGACGCUCUUGCUGGAGGCAAGGUGCGACCCAAGCUUCGCGGACAAGAACGGAGAGACGCCUGCCAUAAUAGCUGCACGCCAUGAGAGCACCGAUGCCUUAAGCUUGCUCUUGGAGGCGAAAUGUGACCCGAAGAUGGUCAGCAAGGAUGGUGGGAGUGCCGUCUUGGAAGCUGCAGCGCGCAAGAGUGCUGAUGCCUUGAAGAUGCUCUUGGAGGCAAGAUGCGACCCAAGUAUGGCAGACAAGGCUGGAAACACCCCGGUCAUCAUAGCCGCAGGGAAUGAUUGCAUUGAUGCCCUAAAGUUGCUCUUGGAGGCAAGGGCCAAUCCGAGGAUCACCAACAAGGAUGGUAGCGGUGCGAUCAUCAAAGCGGCAGCAACUGGCCAUGUUGAUUCAUUGGAGUUGCUGUUGGAGGCAAGAUGCGACCCUGGCAUGGCGGACGAGGACGGUAACACGCCAAUCAUAGCAGCUGCAGGCAAGGGACGCACCGGCUUUGUAAAGUUGCUCUUGGAGGCCAGAGGCGACCCGAGGAUCCUCAAUAAGCAUGGUCAGAGUGCCGUCUUCGAGGCUGCACGACGCAGAGAUGCUGAGUCAUUGAGGCUGCUUCUGGAAGCGAGAUGCGACCCGCACAGUGUCGACGAGGAUGGCUUCACAGCAAUCAUGGCUGCUGCCGGGACUGGAGUUGUAGAUGCGCUGAACUUACUCCUGGAGGCUCGAUGCGAUGCUGAGUCGGCCGACCACCUGUUUGGCUUCACCCCGGUUUCCUUCGCAGCUAUGGGUGGAUGGGUCGAUGCGCUGGAAAUUCUGCUCCGUGCGAGAUGUGACCCACGCAAAGCAGCAUCCAGGGCUGUUUUCUGUGAGUCCGCAGCGACAAUUGCAGCAAGGACUGGCAAGACUGAGGCGCUGAAGACCCUCCUGAGGGCGAGGUGCGAUCCCGAGGCUGUCAACAUCACUGGAGACACGGCAGUGAUGCUGGCAGUGCGGGAAGGUCAUCCUGCGACUCUCCAGUUCCUCGUCCACGAAGGCUGCAACUUGAAGGCUCGAAACAAGGACGGUGACACUGCAGUGUCGCUGGCCGCCGCAGUGGGUGAAGCCGGAAUGCUGCAGCUACUUCUCGAGUCAAGGUGCGAGCUGGAUCUGCGGACUGCUGGCAGCAAAAACUCCGUGGAUGAAGCGAGCAGAGUUAUGGACAAGGCCAUGCAGUGGCUCCUCGGCGCAAGCUCGCUGGUGGACCGCACCGACGUGACUCUGGCGAACAGUCACGGCGAGGACGGACAACAUGUUGGCCGACUGACCUUCAGUAGUGCCGAAGCACUGACUCUGGCCUACCACCGACGCAAACUCGGCAAGCAGAUGAUGGACGCCAGUGCGCUACCAGUGCUGCGAGGUCAUCUGCGCGGACUCACCGUCUUGCUGCCCAGGAAUUUCGCGCCUUCUGCAAGGGACAGCUCGUUCAUCCUUCUGACCUGCGGCGUGCCGGAGGUUGCCCGCAGCUCUGGGAAGCUCUAUCACGAGGUGGAGCUGCUAAGUACCACAGAAGCUGCACAGCUCGGUUGGCUGACGACGCGGUUCGAUGCCGGUGCUAAGACUGCGGGCUUCGGUCCCCCCAAGAGCGUUGGCAUUGAUGCCGAGGGCUGGGCCUUUGAUGCGCAGCGCGCAGCUCAAUGGCACAACAAAAGACAGAAGGAGGCCAACAUGGACCGUUGGCGCCCUGACGAUCGCCUAGGGCUGGCCAUAGACAUGGAUGAGGGGACCAUGCGCAUCUCGGACCGGGAUGGCAGUUGGCGCAAAGAGGCUGCCUAUCACAUGAGCUUUCAGAAGGGCGACCGCAUGCU